Messenger RNA from Drosophila biarmipes, 2847 nucleotides. RefSeq names its product WD repeat and HMG-box DNA-binding protein 1 (gene Ctf4). Gene Ontology annotation, biological process: DNA repair; DNA-templated DNA replication; mitotic cell cycle. Gene Ontology annotation, molecular function: protein binding; chromatin binding. NCBI's taxonomy places the organism in Eukaryota, Metazoa, Arthropoda, Insecta, Diptera, Drosophilidae. Gene Ontology annotation, cellular component: nuclear replication fork. The record is from RefSeq and is a predicted model, not a curated record. Bases 96 to 2777 code for a protein of 893 amino acids. The transcript has a single exon.
UUCAGCACUGUUAGACAGUGUUUUCUUUUGGCGCCAAAAGUGGCGGAGAUCACCGCGAAUUAUUAGUUCAUAUCAUUUUAACAUUUAAUCAAAUCAUGAGCUUCUCGCGCAGUGCCCUGCGCUACGCCCACACCAAUGGCUACACGGGACUCCUGUACACCCCGCGCGGCGAGUUCAUCAUCACGUGCGGCACUGAUGGAGACAUCCGGCACUGGACUUGCAUCAGCGACGACGAUCCACGGUCCAGCUGUCUGGGCGAAUUCGUCAUGUGCAUCGCCCACACGGGCAGCCGACUGCUGGCCUCCACGGAUCGCAACACGGUGCAUGCCUACACCUUCCCGGAGAUGGACAGCGACGGCAUCCUCAUGCGGUUCACGGCGCCCGCAACGUGCCUCAAGUUUUCCGGGGCCUACACUGCGGCGGGCAGCGAGGACACCACCAUUAAGGUGCUGAAGGGAGACACAGCUGGCAACGAAAACGUUUUGGAGGGGCACACGGGUCCUGUUCUGGCCCUGGAUAUGUUCGUCGAGCGGAAACUUCUCGUUUCCGUGGCAGGAGAUGGCCAGCUCAAGGUCUGGAACUUUGAGGAGGGCAAGGAGCUAAAGAGCAUUGGUGGUCUGCCCAAGGUGAACAGCUUCGAGAACGCCAUGCUGUAUGGCACACCCCAUUUCGAGCCACAGAGCGGCGAACUUCUGGCCUACGCCAUGGACAACGAGAUUGUGGUCCUCAACACGGCCAACUGGGAGGUGGCCUUUAAACUGCGUGACGACUCGGUGUCCAGCAACUACAGCUGCUGCCAGUUUUCGCCAAAUGGUGAGCGCCUGGCCGCCGGAACAACCAAGGGCGAGGUGAGCAUUUUCGAUGUGAAGAAGCGGAAGGCUCUGACAGUGGAGAUGCCGCCCAACGACUGCAAUGCCAUUACAUGCCUGGCCUGGAAUCGUUCUGGAGAGGAGGAGGUGGCCUUCUGCGAUGCAACUGGACAGCUGGGUACCGUCUUCCUCAGCGAUGCAGAGGAGGCCGGCGGCGGCGAGGGACUGGAAGAUGACCAGGCUGAGCUGUUGGGCGAUGACUACGUGUUUGAGGGUGGCGAUGAGAUGGAGGCCGCAGUUGACGACGGCGAUGGUGUUAGUCUGGAGCAGCUAAAGCGCAAGGUGAUGAACUUUGCAGAUCCCGUGGAUCAAGAUGAUGCUUCCAACCAAUCCCUGGCCAGCAGCAGCAGAACUGUUCCUGCCCCCGCCGCUCCGCAAAUCAAGCUGUUCAAGCAGCAGACCGCCUUCCAGCCCAGCGCCACUCCCAGCGAUCUGGAGCAUCGCUACAUGGCCUGGAAUGAUGUGGGUAUUGUCACCGCCCACGUAGAGCCCUCAGGCGAUGGCUCGAUCGAUGUGGAGUUCCACGACGCUAGUAUCCACCAUGCCCUGCACAUCAGCAACUACAACCAGCACAAUUUGGCCAGCGUGAGUAGCGGAGCUUUGGCUCUGGCCUCCAAUGAGUCUAGCAAGCUGGUGGUGAUUGCUUUGGCUGCGGCCGGGAACAAGGAGUGGUCGCUCAGCCUGCCGGACUGCGAAAGUGUGGAGGCCCUGGUGGCCACCAGUCAUCUUGUGGCCGUGGCCACCAGCUCGAGCUUUUUGCGCAUCUUCAGCGUGAUGGGCACACAGCGUGAGGUGCUAACCAUUCCAGGACCAGUGGUGGCUAUCUCUGGACACGAGCACAGCCUGAUGGUGGUUUACCACAGCUCUGCGCCCAGCCAGACGCAGCAGCAUCUCUCCGCGAUGUUGGUAAACAUAAAUGGACUUAGUUUGCGGCAGGAAUAUCUGCCCGUUCCGCUGACUCCGGGUAGACAGCUCGCCUGGCUGGGCUACAGCGACACGGGAUCACCGAGCAUCGGCGACAACAUGGGCCUCCUCCAAUUGUACCGCAAGAGCAGCAACGCCUGGUUUCCCAUCUGCGACACCAUGAAGCAGAGCAGCAGUGUGUCGCACCACUUCUUUGUUGUGGCUGUUUCCGAACGUCGCCAGAUAGUCCAGGCGGUCUUGUGCCGUGGAACCUCCUAUCCCAUGACGAAUCCGCGACCCAUGGUCCAGGAACUGCGCAUGCAGAUUCCGCUGUGUGACAUCGAAGUGGAGAAAUCGGAGCUGGAGGAUGCCCUGCUGCGCUCCAGUCUGAUGCAAGUGGAGGGUGCUGAGAAGAUGCAGAAGGAGACGGCCAUCAAGCUGUUUGCUCUGGCCUGCAGCAGCGAGUGCGAGACUAGGGCUAGGGAGUUGAUAGAAUCGAUCGCCUGCACUGAUCUGCUACAGCUGGCAGUAAAAUAUGCCACUAAAAGAGGGCGCAUCCACCUGUCCGAUCGCUUGUGCGAGCUGCUGCCUCAAUUAGAGGCUGUCCAGGAGGCUCGCAAGCAGCAGACUUUGUUGGGCGCCAGCGGAAUUGCUGCCACCAUUGUCCUGCCCAUGACUCCCACAUCCGCCUCGCAAAGUGGUCCCAAACCCAAGGCCAUCGAGCUGAGCUCAGCCAAACGGGGCACCCUGAAGAGAUUGGCCAACUCACCCAACAUGUUCAAAGCUGCGUCGGCGGCAUCUCGUCCAUCGACCCCGGACAUUACACCCUCUCCGCUGGAUACCCAGGAAAAUAUAUUCAGCGAAUCCGAGUCAGAGGUUCCCAUGGGUAAAACCGCAGAGCACAGGACUCCCCUGAAUUCGGUUAAUCCGUUCGCAAUGAAGCGCAAACUGGGCGACACUGGAGUGAUCUUUGGUUCCGAGAAGCUGAAGCUGGCUAAGAAAUAGUUUAUUUGUAGAUUUUUAAGUAGAUAUAAGGCUUAUAUUUUAAAUAUUAAAUAAAUAAUGCAAAAAGUAA